AGGAGGAGGCAGCGACAACGACAGCGGUCAACGACAACGGUGACUGCUGCGAGCUCUCGCCUCGGGCCGGCCGGCUGCGGUUGCGGGAGCGCCCGGCGGCUCCGCGCAGGUGGCGUGGCCGGGGGCCGCCGCCUCCCUUGCAUGAGCGACGGGGCGCAGCGGCCGCCGGUGGCUCCGCUCCUGCCCCGGGCGCGGGGAAGUUACUGCUCGCCUGCCGUUCUGCUUCCAGCCCUCGCUUCUGGCCGAGGAUAUUCCUCAUAAUUAUUCAUAUCCAGGACAGAGUAUAUAAUGGGGAGAAAACUGGAUCUUUCUGGCUUGACUGAUGAAGAAGCAGAGCAUGUGCUUCAGGUGGUUCAGCGAGAUUUCAGCCUUCGUAAGAAAGAAGAAGAAAGGCUGAGUGAAAUGAAGCAGAAGUUGGAUGAAGAGGGUAACAAGUGCAGCAUCCUUUCCAAGCAGCAAAAGUUCAAUGAGCACUGCUGUAUUCGCUGCUGUUCCCCUUUCACAUUUCUUAUCAACAGCAAGCGACAGUGCCAAGACUGCAAGUACAACAUCUGCAAGAGCUGCAGUUCUUAUCAGAAGAAGGAGAAGGCUUGGAUUUGCAGCGUCUGCCAACAAGCAAGGCUUCUAAGGGCCCAGUCUCUGGAUUGGUACUAUAAUAAUGUCAAAAGCCGCUUUAAAUGUUUUGGAAGUGCCAAAGUCCUGAAAAACUUAUACAAGAAACAUAGACUGGAGAGCGGAGUUUGUCCUGAUGUAAUAGAAGGAAGUUUUUUUGAAGGAAGCUUUGAAAAUGAAGGAAGCAUUUGUGGCAGCGACUCUACAUUCUACCGACAGACAGAAGGACACAGCAUGAUGGAUACCCUUGCUGUGGCCUUACGUGUUGCAGAGGAAGCAGUGGAAGAAGCUAUUUCUAAGGCAGAGACCUACAGUGACAGCCUGGACAAGCAGAACGAGGCUUGUUACUUGCAGGAACACAAGGAGGACCUCAUAGAAGAGCUGGCCACAACCAUCGUGCAGAAGAUUAUAAAGAAGCAGAAGAGCAAAACUGAGCAGGCCGAGGCUGACUUUGAAUGGCCACCAUCCAGGAGCAGUGGCCUGGCAUCUGUUGCGGUCUCAGAUCAGAGUAUGCUGACUUUUCCAGGGAGCCGCAGGGGAUCCUACACGUUAUGGAGGUCUCAGUCUGCAUUCUCCCUGGCUAGUGAAGAUAUGCCCAGUAAAGGACUAGACCUUGCAUCAUCUGUGACUGAGGCUCUUUGGAGGCAGCAAAAAGGACAAUUCAGGAAGCAGAAGGAACGCAAGCUCUCUGCAUUACCCAGCUGGAAAAGUGUGGACAGACUAAAUGAAACAAAUCCGCCUUCUGUUUUUCAAAGCACUGAUGGAAACUGGGUAGCUUUGCAGAAUGUCACUUUGCCUCGUCCUCGAAUGCUCGUCAAACCAAAGAGUCAAGUAUUCGAAGCUCUGGAGAAUGAAUCCAGUGUUGUGUCUGCCUAUGAUGAGAUGGGCUCAGACAGUGAGGAUGACUAUGACUGGAAUGUGGCCUUGAACAAACUGCGUGGGAGAUCUCAGCAAUUACCAGAUGAUUUCUGUUACAGCAAUUCCCAGUAUGGUACUGAAUGGGUUUAUGGCAAUGAUCAGUACCAGGCAGUGACUUCCCCUUCCUCUGGGUUAUACACCAAUACUGAGACACUGUUCUCUGAUUCAGAAACAUCUUCAGUAAAUUCUUCCCAGGAAGCUAAAGGACCUAGCAAACUUCCCUGCCUACAAAGCAGAACUCAAAGUGAUGUGCCCAGAAUGGAAAAAAAACAUUUCCAUGGAGAACUGGAUGUAAAUUUCAAUCCACAGGCAACCAGUUUGGAGUAUUCGGACAGCAGUGAGACUGAAGAAGUCUGUUAUGAUUUAGGAAAGAGGUCAAGAAGGUGGAGGAAGAACAAAGUGAUCUCUGAAGAAUUAUGUGAAGAAAAAAAUUACACAAAAGUCAACAAGAUGAAUUUAAGUCAGGAUUUUGAUGAUUUAUCAGAAACUGAUAUAAGCAGUGAGGAUCAGCGUCAUAAUAUUAAGCCUGACCUUAUGGAGGAGGAGCUUAAAUCCAGGUUAUUUCAGCUUGCUGCUAAAAUGAGUGACAAGGAAACAUCUUCUGGUGAAGAACAAGAGUCAGAACCUAGAACAGAUCCUGAAAACCAGAAGGAGAGUUUGUCCUCAGAGGAAAAUGGCAGAAGUAUUCAGGAAGAGUUAAAGAAGAAGUACUCUGCUGUCUCUCUCUGCAACAUAUCUACAGAAGUCCUGAAAGUCAUCAAUGCCACUGAAGAACUGAUAGCAGAAUCCACCGGUCCCUGUGAUUUCCCAGCUGACAUUCAGGACAGAGGAAGAGGGACCUUCCCACUGGGGACAGACCCCAUCAGACUUGACGAGCAGCUAACCACACUGGAAGAAAAUGUGUACCUGACAGCCAGCACGGUGUACGGGCUGGAGGGGCAGCUGACCACCCUGGAAGAUGCCGCGCGCAAGAUCAACAGCGUUACUGCAGAAUCUGAGCUGGCCGAUCUGGAGGAUCAGGUAGCCACAGCAGCUGCCCAGGUUCAUCACGCGGAGCUUCAGAUUUCAGAUAUUGAGAGCAGAAUAUCAGCUCUCACUGUUGCAGGCUUGAACGUGGCUCCAUGUGUUCGCCUGACAAGGAAACGGGAUCAAAAGCAAAGAAACCAGAUGCAUACAAUAGACACAUCAAGACAGCAGAGGAGAAAACUUCCAGCUCCACCAAUAAAAGGUGAAAAAAUAGAUGGUUCUCCAGUUACCACUGUCAGAACAUUUAACAGAAACUUCAUGCUUCAAGGAUCUCUAACACAAAGAACUAAAGAGAGGAAAAGCACUGCCAAGGACUUAAUGGAACCCGCUAUAGGAUCUGCUGUGAUGUACUAAAGUUACACUUCCCUACUGCCAAUAACACACUGCCUAAGGCUGUACACUAGAGUGCCUUUACUUAACAGCCAUUGUGUAUGUCCAGCUGAAAAUGGACCCUCAAGAACCCACAAUGCCUCAGUUAUAGGGCUUCGUUUGGAUACCUCACUGAGAAAGCUGUCCAAGUCUUCAGCAUUGUGGUCUGCUAAAGGAAACUCUGCCUUAAAGUUCUCACAAGACUCUAGAGAGGAUGCUGAGUUUCAAAUGCAAGGCUCCACAUUUUAAGAUGCACUUUUUCUCCCUAUUGAUUGUACUACAGUAUGUCGUCUUUAAACUGCAGUAUGUUUUUGUACACUCAGUCGAUCAUAACUAUAGGCCAAUACUUCAUACAAAAAGAAAGAACAAAGCAGACCUGUGAUCCAUAUUUGCUGGCCUCUUACUAUUCACGUGGGCAUCUAUCUUCUUGAGCAAUAACAACAACUCUGUGCAGUGUAUGGGAGUGGAGAAUCAGUGCACCUGGCUCUGCUCAGAGUCAGUGGAAGCUUUGACAGGGUUUGCAGGAUGCGAUGCGAUGUGCAAAGGCUUCUCUGUUCAGUUAAGGGUGUGUUUCACAGAGUUAAUGUUCUAGCUCCAGAGCUAGGUAUUUUGCUCUUGUUGGCAGGGGGAACAUGGAUGUCACAUUGAACCGUGAAUUGGUGGCAGCACAUGUGGACCAGAUCUCUGUUGAGUUACGAUCCUGGUGUCUGGAAGCAUCUGAACAGUUGUGAAACCAGCACCUUUGUAUGUCUCGUUUUUCUUGGUAGUAUCGUCUGCUUAGUGGUGUCCAACCACGCUGUAGUGCAGAAUAAAUUCUGACCAAAUCUUUAAGGUUGGAAAAAGAGAGCAAAAGUGUUGUGGAUGAGAUCUCUGCUGACUGGCUGGUGGUUGUAGGGUGGCUGCAGCCUGUAAGAGGUUCCUUUCUGCCAUUUUCUGGCUUUUCUGAGGAGGGGGCAAAUGUAACCCAGAUGUCUCUUCCUUUACUAGUCUGUAGCCAACGUGGAGUAGCUGGGGCCUGUUGCUGGUGCCAUGUGCACCCCACUGCCACUGGACCACUCUGAAUUGGAUUGUGAAUAGUAAAACUUCUUUUUUUCAUUUCUUGAGACCAUUGAAAGGUGAGCCAAACCAAAAGGCCCUUGAGCAGAUGCCCAGGAAGGAAGAUGCUGCUUACAGGGUGUCCCUCUCACCCUUCUUGGGGAGGACCCUGCCAAUUCAUGGUACAUUUUGCUCUGAAGAAUACAAAGGAGGUGGUCAGAGGAGGUGAUAAGCCAGUGAAUCCCUUACCGUCCACACAAAGGUGCAGAGCAGGUACCCAAAUGCGGACUGGGUUGAUGCGAAACGUGCUGUGAAGGAGGGCUGGGGCUGGCCAGAUCUCCCUCGGCACGAAGGAGUGCUGAGCGAUCCCGGGAGCAGCGGGUGCCAGGGAAGGAGGAGAGCUGCUCCUUCCCCGGGCUCCCGGCGGACACCCAGCAGCAGAGUCAGCGGUCCCCGGGGACACCGGGCCUGAGAUGUCUACGGUUGGGCCAAUACGAGCAGAACGGGGCAAAUUUCCUGGCUGGGCUGGAUUUAGGGGGGGCGGGUGGGGGAGGUGAGGAAUGGCUGUAUGGGACGGUUGGGAAAACGGUGCCAGUUGCAAAUCUGCCACCCACAUUUGGCGUCUAGCUUGUCAGUACUCUGACAUGCAGCUGCAGGUAAGGAACCCUCGGAAUAAAUGCAACCAUCUGCGCCCCUAGAAUACAGAAGCAUCACUCCACCCCUUCGAGGAAUUUCCAUCUGCCCGAGAUCUGACCCACUGUGUUCAUUCUGGGUGAAAUUAUGCCUUCUUUUAGCCUCACACAAUACUAGUUCCCUGAAAUUGGUUUUGCACAGAUGUGAGGGCAGAAUAUGGCCCACUCUGUUUAAUAUAUAAGUAUAUAUAUAAAACAAAUAGAUUUUAUUUAUAUAUGCAAUCCAGUAAAGGAGAUUAAACAGAGUAGGAUGCCUAGUAAUUUUUUUGUUACCCAGUCUCCUCCUCCUUCCUUGACUGUUCUUGUGUGUGUAUACAAUACAUUCCCAGGUUCUGGUUUAUGCAGGUAUGCGUGUUAUGAAAUGUCAUCAAUGGUGGUUGGUCUACAUAUUCGUCUAAUAAAUAAUAACUAAUAUCGUGUAUGUAAUAUCAAUCCAGAAUUUACUAAUUUUAAUAGAAUAACUCUUUGGCUUUUGUUCUGUUAGUGUGAUUUAAACAAGCCAACAAAGUUUGGAAUAGGUUGUUUUCCUUAAGAGGCAUGAAAAGCAACUAUUAUCGUGUUACAAUGUUAAAAUAUUCAGUCUUCUUUGACAGAAAAAUGUGUACUGUGUAGGCAUUGCAAAAAAAAAAAAAAAAAGAAAAAAAAAAAUCCCACCUGCUCUAAGGCAUUUGAAUUUUUACAAAUGUUUAUUGUGCCAAAUAUGUGCAUAGAUAUAAUUUACUGUUUUGAAAAAGUCAUAAAAGCAUAUGUUAUAGCACACAAAGGAUUAUUUUGUCAUCAAGUGAUUUCAAUCUUUAGUGUUAAUAUUUAUAUUUAGAUUAAUUUUUAUAAAUGAAAAUAUUUUAAUGGGUAAAAUGGAGACUAUAUGAUCUAUUUGAUUGAGUCUGAGUGAAUAUUAAGCUUGCCUUGUUGUUGUUAUCUGCAUACUCACCAAGAAUUAUUGUGAAGAGAAAUUAUACAAGAGUAAAAGCGAUUUACGAAAAGAA
Molecule: messenger RNA, 5638 nt
Organism: Tyto alba (common barn owl)
Lineage: Eukaryota; Metazoa; Chordata; Aves; Strigiformes; Tytonidae
Gene: MYRIP
Product: myosin VIIA and Rab interacting protein
Biological process (GO): intracellular protein transport
Cellular component (GO): cortical actin cytoskeleton
Molecular function (GO): myosin binding; actin binding; small GTPase binding
Source: RefSeq, a predicted model, not a curated record